Molecule: messenger RNA, 1702 nt
Organism: Eleginops maclovinus (Patagonian blennie)
Lineage: Eukaryota; Metazoa; Chordata; Actinopteri; Perciformes; Eleginopidae
Gene: elovl8b
Product: ELOVL fatty acid elongase 8b
Exons: 8
Coding region: 275-1066 (263 amino acids)
Biological process (GO): very long-chain fatty acid biosynthetic process; fatty acid elongation, monounsaturated fatty acid; fatty acid elongation, saturated fatty acid
Cellular component (GO): endoplasmic reticulum membrane
Molecular function (GO): fatty acid elongase activity
Source: RefSeq, a predicted model, not a curated record
UGCGGGGGAAAAUGAAUGAGGGAAAACAGGAAGUGGUUCUUGCCAACAUUUUCUCCGCUGCUUUCUCAGUUGAACCUGUGAUUUGUAUUUUCUGAAGUUUAUCGGGGUCUCCUGCAGCAGAGGUGUUUGUGGUUCUGCAGGUCGCUCCGGUCUGUCACUCAUUCAUCGCAGGGACCGGGUCUGGCUGCAGGGUGAACUUUGCUCACACUCACCCGGCAGGCAGCGUCCAAAGGUUUCUCAGCGUGGUCCUUGACGUUUAACGUUGGACUGCGAGAUGGCUGCUGCAUGGCAAAGUGUCCUGUCUCUGCACCAGAGGAUAGUAGACAAUGGAGACAAGAGGACAGACCCGUGGCUGCUGGUCUACUCCCCGGUCCCGGUGGCCAUCAUCUUCCUGCUGUACCUGUGUGUGGUUUGGGCCGGCCCUCGUCUGAUGAAACACAGAGAGCCCCUCGACCUCAAGGGCAUCCUCAUCGUCUACAACUUCUCUAUGGUCGGCCUGUCAGGAUACAUGUUCUAUGAGUUCCUGGUCACAUCCUGGCUCUCGAACUACAGCCUCCUCUGUCAGCCUGUAGAUUACAGCAACAGCCCGCUGGCAGUGAGGAUGGCCAAAGUCUGCUGGUGGUUCUUCUUCUCUAAGGUCAUAGAGCUCAGUGACACGCUGUUCUUCAUCCUGAGGAAGAAGAACAGCCAGCUGACGUUCCUCCACAUUUACCACCACGGCACCAUGAUCUUCAACUGGUGGUCCGGAGUCAAGUAUGUGGCUGGAGGACAAUCAUUCUUCAUCGGCCUGGUGAACACCUUUGUCCACGUGGUGAUGUACUCUUACUACGGCCUGGCUGCCCUCGGCCCUCACAUGCAGAAGUACCUGUGGUGGAAGAGAUACCUGACGUCUCUGCAGCUCGUGCAGUUUGUGCUGUUCCUCCUGCACACCGGCUACAACCUGUUCACAGACUGCGAUUUCCCCGACGCCAUGAACAUGGUGGUGUUCGGCUACUGCGUCACCCUUAUCGUCCUCUUCAGUAACUUCUAUUAUCAGAGCUACCUCAGCAAGAAGAAGCAGAAAUGAGACGCAGGGUGAGGUGUCCUGUGUCUGCAAUACUCACUAAUCUCCACUAGACAGAACAACAUACUGACAUUUUUCCUCAAGGUGCUCGUGAUUUUAUAUCUUUAUAUUGAGAAAUGACAAACAUUGAAAUGAAGGCUGCAAACAAACUUAACACUUGAUAAUAAAGUAGUUCUUUUUCUUUUGAAGAAGUAAAGAGAAAAGUCCAAAACUAUCAGAUGGAGGGACACAGUUAAGCUACAAGUCGCGCUUGAUCGUUUACUUCAUACCGACAUGUUCAACUAAUUUGAAGCAUUUGUGCAUUUUUUAUGUAUUCUCUAUAAAGCGUCAACAGGACUAGAUUGAAGUCUAGCAUAUGGCUUUACGUUUAUUUCCUCAGUUGUGGGCAAAUGUUUACAGUAAUGGUCAGUGGUGGUGUGUCUAUAAUUCCUGCAUUUGAAAUGUUUCUGUAAUGGUCCCAGUUCAGUUUGCUCUCACAAUAGAGCUAGCCUAUCAUGCGACAUUGUUAAGCUACAUUUGAGGCAAAUAAGUGGGUCAGCUUUACUGUAAUAAAUUCAACAAUAUUAUACAGCAUUUUUAGAACUUGUUUUUUCUUGAUUACCCAUAAUAAAGUGUUGCUGUUUCAGUCACUUAAAACAC